Paramecium pentaurelia is the source of this 578-nucleotide messenger RNA. The record is from the annotation of a GenBank genome assembly. NCBI's taxonomy places the organism in Eukaryota, Ciliophora, Oligohymenophorea, Peniculida, Parameciidae.
CAAUGGAAACAAAAACAUGGAUUUUGAUAUUGAGAUGGGUCAAUAUUGUAGCUGCGUAUAUUAUUAAAAUACUAAAUUAGUGUAGUAAUUGGAGCUAUGGGAAUAUACCAAUUAGUUACAUUUUAAAUGUUUUCUCAUUUUCAUUUCUAUGAAAUAUGGAGUAUAUUCACACCAAUUUAUUCAUUGUAAAUCAUAUUACUAAUUAAUUCAGGAUAUUUUGUGGUCUCUUAUUGGCAAUUGAAUUUAAGAGAGAUUUCAUUGCAGAUUAAUUUCAAUUCAUGAUGACUUGUUUUGGAAGAGGAAUAUUUUACAUAUUGUAUAUUAUUAAAUAUCAUAUUUAAUAGCUUAGGAUCAGUUGUAUCAUAUUAACCAUCAGGAGAAUCAUCAUCAUAAUAAGUGUAAAAUUAUUAAAUAGAAUAUAGAGCUGGAUGGAUUUGGGGGUUGACUUUAUGGUUAGUGGGAAUAUUUUAUGUGGUUAUUCAUUUUGUUGGACCAAAGAGUGCAACUGCAGGAUUAAAAGAUGUAAUAAUCUUCCUAUAAAUUUAGGCUGUCAGUGCAGAAUAUGGAACAUCUUGAAC